CUAUACACACGACGACAACGAUAAUCCAAUUAAUAUAAUAUACGGGCCGAUAAGCCGUUAAACGAUUAUUACCGAUUGGGUACAAGUCGACCAUAUAAUAUCAUAUCUACCAUAUUUGUUCAGUAUUUCGGUCGCUUAUAACCUACAAGUUGCAAUAUUGUGAUCGCAUAUUAUUCUUACACAGUUACACUGAUACCACCGGCUAAGUUUUGGAAGUGCACCUUUGGACACGUGCGCGUCGUGGUCCGACGGCAUUUUUUCCGCUCUUAAAAACGAAACCGAUCGAAAGUGAAGCACACUUAAAUCUAACCGCCACACGUCGAUAUUAUAGAUGCAACGAAGUGAGUACGAAAACGACUGUUUCGCCUACAUAUUAUAAUAUUUAAGAGGACACCGUACGCUUUGUCUCCGCCGCCUUUGUGUUGUUAUAGCUUUAAAACUAAAGUGAAUUAUCAAACUUAAAGUCGAGAACGUGUGAUAAUUUAAAUCUAUAAACACGUCCAAAAUGUCCAAACAACUUUGUCCCGUUGAUUUCGGGCAAUCCGAUGACAAUUCAAUUUGUACCACGAACAAAAGGAAGAAACUGAGUUUAUCGAAGGAGCUGUUAAGAGAAUCCACGCAAUUUAAACGUAUGCUCAUCUCACAGAAUGAAAAUUAUGAAAUCAGUUUUCUCGAUCCUGUCAAUGGCGAACAGCUGAAACUCAUGUGCACCGACACCUUGUGCACCGGGCGCGUAUUGCACGCGGGUGUUCGGACGCUGCAGUCGGCGAUCGACCGAGAACGGUCGCACAGACGGGAAUACGUUGACGGCCUAAUGCGUUACAUGCGUGAGCUGAACAGGCUGGACGAGGCCAAGGAGGUGCUGCUGGAAGGCCUUGAACGGAUGCGGGCCGGCGUGGACGGCACCGUUGACGCUCUCCGGGUGGACGUGGAACGAGCCCACUGCCAGUACGAGGAACGCAAGAAGCGGUUCUUCCGGUUCACCGGCGGCGCGGAAGAAUCCGAAUCGCAAGAGAUGAUCGCCACCGACCGCGGGUUCCGGUCACUGUGCUUGGACGAGGCUGUCGGCGACGUCUCGCUACCCGCAGCCGCCUGCUGGUCCUGUGACAUCGACGCCGAUGACGAUGGUGGCUGGCUGAAUGACGUCGACGCCGACGACGACGCUGACGUCGCCUUAACAAUCUUCCGGCGGCUCCGGCGGGACGCCGAGGCUCGCAGUGGCGGCGACGGCUGCCGGCUGCGGAUUGACGAACUGCUAACGCUCUGGCGCGCCAUCAAGUCCGUGUCCGAGUAUAACCGGACGCUUGAGACGAUUGCGUCCGAACUCGACGAACAGACGGAUUCGCUGCAGACCAGCCUGUGCAGCGCGACGGCCGCGUGCACUGCGCUGGACGCGGAUCAGUCGGACAAGAAGUGCAGGGCGGUCGUGCUGGACGACUUUUGUGCGGUCACCGAACAGAUCACGGCGCAGCAGAUCAGGAACUUGGAGUUCGGCCGCAUGCUGGCCGUCGACGAAAAGCAGAUCGGCGAGGAACUUGAAAAGAUCGGACAGCUGAAGGCCAAGGUUGCCAGGAAAAAGGAGAAAAAGCAAAAGCUUCUUGAGCAAACAGACAGUGUAAAAAGUCAACUGGAAGUGUACAAAAGUCGUUAUGAAGAACUUAAGAGGAAAAGAGCUCUUCUUGACGACAAUCUAAACAUGACAAAACGUUCGCCUAGCAAAUUAGCGAAUCAAUCUGAGCAACAAGGUUUUGGACAGAGAGUGAAACAUUUGGAACAACUCAAAAACCAAUACAACAAACUGGCUAAUAAAAGAGAUGCAUUAAAACUGAAAAUUCAAAGUCAACAACAGGUGGUCAAGACACCUCGUCGGAUAAAUACGUUUUGCAAUACUUAACCAUACUAUUUGCACAGUUUGUUUGAUAAAUGUACCGAUUUUACAAAUAUUCUUGUAUGUUUAGGCGUCUCAAAAGCUUUCUUUUCUAUUAAAACCAAGCUCAGUUUAA
Messenger RNA from Acyrthosiphon pisum (pea aphid), 2003 nucleotides. RefSeq lists its product as uncharacterized. Bases 506 to 1894 code for a protein of 462 amino acids. NCBI's taxonomy places the organism in Eukaryota, Metazoa, Arthropoda, Insecta, Hemiptera, Aphididae. The record is from RefSeq and is a predicted model, not a curated record. The transcript is spliced from 6 exons.